Molecule: messenger RNA, 1800 nt
Organism: Adineta ricciae
Lineage: Eukaryota; Metazoa; Rotifera; Eurotatoria; Adinetida; Adinetidae
Source: the annotation of a GenBank genome assembly
AUGACAAGAUCUUAUGAUAUAAUUCUAUCAUUAAUUGAUGAAACAGACGAUGAUCUUCUAACAUUAGAAAUUCUUCUUUUAAAAUUCUGUUCAAAUGAAGAAGAAUCAAAUUUAUGUUUUAAUCAUUUAUAUAAAUAUAAAAAUCAUCAACAAUGUACAAUUUUAAUGAUAGCUAUAUUGCAAAAUCGACUCAAUUUAAUUCAAAUGCUAUUAACAAAAUUUCGAAAAUCAAUUGAUUUAGAAUUUCGAGGUUCAAUCAAAUAUAAAACUCAUUAUCGAUGUGGUGUAACUGCAUUAUCAGCAGCAGUUUGUGUUGGAAAUUUGCAAAUAAUCAAAUUAUUAAUUGAAAAUGGAGCUGAUAUUCAAACAAGAAAUAAUUAUAAUGAAACACCAGUAUAUUUAGCAACUGAUCUUUGUAAAUUUGAUAUUGUUAAAUAUUUAAUUGAAGAAAUACAUGUUGAUAUUCAUAGAAUUACAAAUGAAAAUAAUACAUGUUUAAAUAUUGCAGGAAUUCAUGGUCAUUUAAAAUUAAUUAAAUAUUUAUUAGAAACAACUGAUAUAAAUAUUAAUCAUCAAAAUAGGAAUGGAGAUACAUCAUUACAUCUUGCAAUUGAGAAAAAUCAUAUAAAUGCUGUUAAACUUCUUUUAUCAUAUCAGAAAAUUCGAAUUGAUAUUGAAAAUAAUCAAAAAAUGACUCCAUUAGAAAGUGCUGCUGUUUGUUUACAGGAAGUAAUUGUUAAUUAUAUAUUAAAUUUAGAAAAUUUAAUUCAAAUUCAAGAUAAAAUUUCAAUAUUAGAAUUGUUAGGUGCAUCAUUUCUAUGUAGAUACACAAAUAUAUCUGAUUAUAAUAAAACUUAUGAAUAUUUAAAUCAAGCAAUGAGAUUAAGAAUAUCAAAUGGAAUUAUUAAAAUAUCAAAUCAACCAAUUUCGGCUUAUAAAAACCAUAUGGAAUGUUUAACAAUUGAUGAACUUGAAUCUAUUCGUUAUCAAGAUGAAGUUCUACAUCUUGAAGCAUUAGUUAUUUAUGAUCGUCUUUUAUUAUUAAAAAAUGGUCUAGAAUUACUUUAUUGUAUUGAAAAUCAAGCUUUAAUAUGUAUGGAAAAUUCAGAAUUUGAUCGUUCGAUUGAUUUAUGCAUUCAUGGAUUGGAAUUAUCAAUAAUUAAUGAUGAUAUAAAUAGAAACAUUCAAAAUAUUGGUGAAAGAAUGUUUCAUAUUUGUUUAUUAAUGAAAAGAAUUAGUGAAAUUUAUUUGAUAAUAUUUUCAUUUAAAUGUUUCGAGAAUUUAAUGACAAGAUUCUUCGAAAUUUUUUAUUUAACAAUUCAUCAAUUUCAACAACUUUAUCAAAAAGUAAUAGAAGCACAAUACUCAACUGGAGCAUUUUCUUCUACAGAAUAUUCUUUUGUAAAAAAUGUUUUACCUUUAAUUUAUAUUAUUACAAAAGUAAAAUUAAAACAAAAUGAACAAAUACAAUUCUAUGAAUUAAUUCAAUGGAUAAAUCAGUUCUGUAAACAUACAUCUUCUUUUUCUGAAACACUUAUACAUUUCUGUUGUAGUGAAGCUUCUUCAUUUUGUCCGGACAUUAUUCAAUUAUUACUUCAUUAUGAUUUUCAUAUAAAUAUAUUUGAUUGCAGAGGAAAUACACCUUUACAUUAUCUUUUUCAAGUAACUUCUGAUGGAAAAUUGACAGUCGUAGAAAAUAUAUUUAAUUUAUUUUUGAAUACAAAUCGAUUGCAUCCAGAUUAUAUUGAUAGAAAUGGAAAAACUCCAUUAGAUCAAGCAAAAUAUUCUCAAUUAGUAUAA